GCCAGUGAGGCAGCCGCGGCUGCCUGCGCCUCUCCGCCUCCCUUCGAGCCGAGCGGAUCUGGUUCGGAGGAGCUGGAGCGUCCCGGUGGCAGGAAUCCGGACGAGCCUGGCCUGGCCUCUCCGGGCCGCGGCGGGCUGUGGGUUUCCUUGGUAGAAAGUAUCCUUCCUUCUUGGCCCUCGUGACCCAGAUCCCAGACACCUAAAGCACCCGGGCUGCUACCCACAGUCCAGCAGGAGUUUGGUCCCUCCUUCUUUCCCUCCCCAAUGGACCCAGGCUCCUGAUAUCCAUCUGGGUGAACCAGCCAGAGGGACCGGCUGUGCCAGAGGCAAGCAAACAAGUAUUAGGGUGUAAGACUGUGGGCGGGAAGAGGACACCUGAGCCACCAGCUGGGCUUCGGUGAGAGACAGCUCAGGAACAUCCCAGACAGAGCCGGGCCCUUCCUCAGACCCACCCUUUCCCAGCCCCCAGCCCUCUGCCCAGGAGCCCACACUGUCCUACCUGUAACUCACCUCCUCUAGGCCAGCUACUGUUCUGUCCAGCGUUGGGUCUCAUUAUGGCAGUGUACCGCUUGUGUGUGACCACUGGUCCCUACCUGAAGGCUGGCACGCUGGAUAACAUCCAUGCGACACUGGUGGGCACCUGUGGUGAGAGCCCCAAGCAGAGACUGGAUCGAGUUGGCAGGGACUUCGCCUCCGGAUCGGUUCAGAAGUACAAGGUGCGGUGUGCAGCAGAGCUGGGCGAGAUCUUACUGUUGCGCUUACACAAGGAGCGCUUCGCUUUCUUCCGCAAGGACCCCUGGUAUUGCAGUCGUAUCAGUGUUACUGCCCCAGAUGGUUCUGUUGUUCAUUUCCCCUGCUAUCAGUGGAUUGAGGGCUACUGCACCACGGAGUUGCGGCCAGGAACAGCGAGAACCAUUUGUCAGGAUUCCCUUCCCCUCCUUCUGGAUCACAGGAAACAGGAACUCCAGGCCCGACAAGAAUGCUACCGUUGGAAGAUCUAUGCCCCUGGUUUCCCUCGCAUGGUGGAUGUCAGCAGUUUUGAAGAGAUGGAGUCAGAUAAGAAAUUUGCCUUGACCAAGACAGCACCUUGUGAAGACCAGGGUGACAACCCUGGGAACCGGUACUUGCCUGGCUUUCCCAUGAAAAUUGACAUCCCAUCUCUGCUGCACAUGGAGCCUAACAUUCGCUACUCAGCCACCAAGACAGCCUCACUGAUCUUCAAUGCCAUCCCUGCAUCCUUGGGCAUGAAAAUUCGAGGGCUGCUAGACCGCAAGGGUUCCUGGAAGAAGCUAGAUGACAUCAGGAACAUCUUCUGGUGCCACAAGACCUUCACUUCAGAAUAUGUCACAGAACACUGGUGUGAGGACAGCUUCUUUGGAUACCAGUACCUGAAUGGUGUCAAUCCUGUCAUGCUCCAUGGUCUCUCCAGCUUGCCCAGCAAGCUGCCUGUCACCAAUGACAUGGUGGCACCCUUGCUGGGACCAGGCACCUGCCUGCAGACAGAACUAGAGAGGGGGAACAUCUUCCUAGCGGACUAUUGGAUUCUGGCUGAGGCCCCUGUCAAUUGCCUAAAUGGCCGCCAACAGUACGUGGCCGCUCCUCUCUGCCUGCUGUGGCUCAACCCACAGGGGGUGCUGCUGCCCUUGGCCAUCCAGCUCAGCCAGACUCCAGGGCCGGAGAACCCCAUCUUUCUGCCUACUGACUGCGAGUUGGAUUGGCUGCUGGCCAAGACGUGGGUGCGCAACUCUGAGUUCUUAGUGCACGAGAACAACACGCACUUUCUGUGCACGCAUUUGCUGUGCGAGGCCUUCUCCAUGGCCACACUGCGCCAGCUGCCGCUUUGCCAUCCGGUCUACAAGCUCUUGCUUCCCCAUACUCGCUACACGCUGCAGGUGAACACUAUCGCGAGGGCCACGCUGCUCAACCCAGACGGUCUCGUGGACAAGGUCACGUCCAUCGGGAGGCGCGGCCUCAUCUACCUCAUGAGCACCGGACUGGCCCACUUCACCUACAGGGAUUUCUGCCUUCCUGAUAGCCUGAGGGCGCGCAGCGUCCUGACCAUCCCGAACUACCACUACCGAGACGAUGGCCUGAAGAUCUGGGCGGCCAUUGAGAGGUUUGUCUCAGAGAUCGUGAACUACUAUUAUCCCAGUGAUGCAUCAGUGCAACAGGACUCUGAGCUGCAGGCCUGGGUGGGCGAGAUUUUUGCCCAGGCGUUCCUGGGUCGGGAGAGCUCAGGCUUCCCAAGCCAACUGUGUACCCCAGGAGAGCUCGUGAAGUACCUCACUGCAAUCAUCUUCAACUGCUCUGCCCAGCAUGCUGCUGUCAAUAGUGGGCAGCAUGACUUUGGGGCCUGGAUGCCCAAUGCCCCAUCAUCCAUGAGGCAGCCUCCACCUCAGACCAAGGGGAUCACAACAAUGAAGAGUUACCUAGACACCCUUCCAGAAGUGAACGUCACCUGUAACAACCUUCUCCUCUUCUGGUUAGUCAGCCAAGAGCCGAAAGACCAGAGGCCCCUGGGCACCUACCCAGAUGAACACUUCACAGAGGAGGCCCCACAGCAGAGUAUUGCAGCCUUCCAGAACUGCCUGGCUCAGAUCUCAAGGGACAUCAGAGAACGGAACCAGAGCCUGCCAUUGCCCUAUGCCUACUUGGACCCUCCCCUUAUUGAGAACAGUGUCUCCAUCUAAGCCCUAUUCACACCACCCCAGGGUAAAGAAAGGUCCAGCUAGGGGGGAAGGCCACCUUCCUAGGGUCUUCCAGACCCUCCAUCCUCCCUCUUCUCAGCUUGAACCUUCUCUGCACAUGGGGAUCAAG
Nannospalax galili (Upper Galilee mountains blind mole rat) is the source of this 2817-nucleotide messenger RNA. It is a transcript of the gene Aloxe3, whose product is annotated as arachidonate lipoxygenase 3. The coding region runs from base 555 to 2690 and encodes 711 amino acids. Gene Ontology annotation, biological process: linoleic acid metabolic process; lipid oxidation. Gene Ontology annotation, molecular function: protein binding; oxidoreductase activity, acting on single donors with incorporation of molecular oxygen, incorporation of two atoms of oxygen; iron ion binding. The transcript has 16 exons. The record is from RefSeq and is a predicted model, not a curated record. NCBI's taxonomy places the organism in Eukaryota, Metazoa, Chordata, Mammalia, Rodentia, Spalacidae.